This is a messenger RNA of Paraphaeosphaeria sporulosa, 1086 nucleotides long. RefSeq lists its product as uncharacterized. Gene Ontology annotation, cellular component: CCAAT-binding factor complex. Gene Ontology annotation, biological process: regulation of transcription by RNA polymerase II. Bases 1 to 1086 code for a protein of 361 amino acids. The transcript has a single exon. NCBI's taxonomy places the organism in Eukaryota, Fungi, Ascomycota, Dothideomycetes, Pleosporales, Didymosphaeriaceae. Gene Ontology annotation, molecular function: RNA polymerase II cis-regulatory region sequence-specific DNA binding; DNA-binding transcription factor activity, RNA polymerase II-specific. The record is from RefSeq and is a predicted model, not a curated record.
AUGACCGACUACGCACAAUAUCAACAACCCCACCAUGGGCAUGCGCCUACCCACAUGCAAAACUACCCGGGUGCUCAGAACCCAGGCGCACCCAACCCAAGCAUCACAUCCCCCACCCAAGGGCAGAUGCAUUCGUAUCAACAGACGUCGCCCAUCUUGCCGUCGCAAGGCUAUCCGCAACCUGGCGCUCCGAAUGCGCAACACCAACAAAUGAACUAUCCGCAAGGAUAUAUGCCAGGCAUGCAUCAGCAGUACGGCAUGUCGCCGACGCAGGCGGCGGCCAUGGCAACCGCGGCAGCAGCUGGGCCGGCUGGUUACUAUGAUCCCAACCAGAUGGGCCAGGGCCAGCUAGCCCAAGAUCCGCGCGCCUCGCCGCGCAUGUCUGGUGGUCAGAUCAAGCAGGACGGGCGCGGACCUCCCCGCUCUCCGACGGCCGUGUCGAAUGCCAUGGGUGCUGGGGGUAUCGCCUCGCAGGUUCCAAUGAACCCAGGACAACAGGCCAUACAACGACGCAUGAGCACGCAGAUUCACAGUCCCGCAAUGCAGCAGCCCCAACCCGUCAUGGCCCACGCUGCGGCUCGACCCUCGGUCCCGCCCAUGGCUCAGCAAGCGCCUCAACAGCACCAACAGUCGCCCGAGCUUGUCGCUGGUGCGCAAGCCGAAGAAGCCCCUCUCUAUGUCAACGCCAAGCAGUUUCAUCGUAUUUUGAAGAGACGUCUGGCCCGACAGAAAUUAGAGGACGCUCUGAGGCUGACGUCCAAGGGGCGCAAGCCAUACCUGCACGAGUCUAGGCACAAUCAUGCCAUGAGACGUCCUCGUGGCCCUGGUGGCAGGUUCCUGACGGCGGAGGAGGUCGCUCAGAUGGAGGCUAACAAGGGUUCCGGCCUGGAAGGCGAAGAUGGCGGAGACAAGGAAAACGCCAAUUCUGCGAUCAAGUCCACCGCGUCAUCGGCAAAUUCUGGAACGAAACGGAAAGCAUCUUCGACGAACCUAAAGGGUGCAACGAAGAAGAAGGCCAACCGACGAACGAGCACAAGCGAAGAGGACGAAGAUGAAGACGAGGAUGACGCCGACGAUGACGGUUGA